GGGGGUGAAAUAGAUUAAAUACAAGAAGAGAAGAACAUUCUUGGAGGAUCACUCAGACACCACACACCUUUGGAGGGAUGCAGUAUAAAGUGUAGGUAGCAAAUUUUGAGAGACAGGAAACAGUUGAAGAAAGAGGGAUUUCCAGGUUGUUAACUUAAAAGCUCCAGGUGGUAAUGGUAUGGAUUCCCUAACAAAGAAAACCAAACAAGACGGAUCUGAAGUCACCGAAAGAUUUAUUACGGAGACUGUAACCACAAGACUGACAUCCUUACCACCAAAAGGAGGGAGCAGCAGUGGGAUCAAAACAUCAGCCCAUGGCGGAGGGAGCGGAGUAGAAAAGAGGAGUUACACCCAUGGCAGCAGCUAUGUGACUUCAAGUGGAAGUGGUAGAAUGAAUUCUUCCUCCUCAUCCUCCGGCUACAGGCAGGCACAGUCUCCCAGCUCUACUCUCACCAAAUCACCUGCCUCAACCUUUGAAAGAAAAACUUAUGUCACUCGCCAUGCAACAUAUGAAGGGAGCUCCAGUGCAAAUUCAUCUCCAGAAUUCCCUAGAAAGGAGUUGGCAUCUUCCGCAACUAGAGGACGAAGUCAAAGCCGAGAGAGUGAAAUCCGAGUACGGUUACAGAGUGCUUCUCCCUCGACCAGAUGGACCGAACUGGAUGAUGUGAAGCGUCUAGUGAAAGGAAGUCGCUCGGCCAGCUGCAGUCCCACUCGUUCACCAUCCAGCACUCUCCCGAUCCCCAAGAAAGCUGUGAUGGAGACGAAGAUGGUAACAGAGAGCUCCCAGUCAGUGUCAGGGACCUAUGACACAACUAUCCUGAAUGCUGCCCUCCCCUCAUACAUGUGGUCCUCCACUCUGCCUGCAGGGACUUCCCUUGGUGGCUACCAUAACAACAUGGCCCAGAGCUCUUCCCUAAUCAAUGCCAUGUCCCAUUCUACAGGAUCAGUGUUUGGAGUCCCUAAUAACCUGGCUCCCAGCAAUCCCAGUCUGAACGCAGGGCUGAGCACAUCCUCAACAGUGUUUGGCGUUCAAAACAACCUGGUUCCACCCCCUGCAGCCAUGACCCACAGUGCAACCACAGCCUCUACAGUAUAUGGUGUGAAGAACAGUUCUUCCCAGAGCAAUGCUGCAGCUACUACUGGUGUGGCUACUGCAACUGCUGGCAGCAGGCUGAAUUCCCAGAGUGAUGACGUUCUGCGCAAAGACUGCAAGUUCCUGCUCUUGGAGAAGGAGAAUAUCCCUGCCAAGAAGGAGAUGGAGCUCUUGAUCAUGACCAAGGACAGUGGGAAGGUCUUUACUGCUUCUAGCACUGGGCUCAAUGGAGGCUUCUUAGAAGACACCUUGAAGAAAGAAAAGCAUGGUGUUUCUUCUUCUUAUGCUGCAGACUCCUACCUGAAAUCUGAAGGAAAUGGAGGUCUAAAAUCAGUGUCAACAAAGGACAAAGCAACCUAUGCUGAAAUACAUGGUGAUGGUGGAGGGGGAGGGAUUGGAGCAGCUCCAGCCUGGUGUCCCUGUGGUUCCUCUUGUAGCUGGUGGAAGUGGCUCCUAGGUCUGCUCCUCACCUGGUUGCUUCUCCUUGGAUUGCUCUUUGGACUCAUUGCGUUGGCGGAAGAAGUGAGGAAGCUGAAAGCUCGUGUGGCAGCCCUGGAAGAAAGCAAAUUGAGUUACAUGACAGAAAAUGCUAUUUUGCAGUACAAGCAGGGGCUAGGUACAAGCGCUGCUGAAUCUCAACAUGGUCUUAAUGAUUACAUCUGGAUGGCUGUGAAGGGUAGACUGGAUGAAGAAAAGAAAAAUGGCUUCUGGAGAGGGGAACCUGGCCCAAAAGGUGACAGGGGAAUGCCAGGUCCCAAAGGAGACCAAGGACUUCCUGGUAUGCCAGGUCUGAUUGGACAUCCAGGACCAGAAGGGCCGAAGGGACAGAAAGGCAGUGUGGGUGAACCUGGCAUGGAAGGACCCAUGGGGCAAAGAGGGCGAGAAGGACUUCCAGGGCCUCGUGGGGAGCCUGGACCACCUGGAUUUGGCGAGAAAGGAGACAGAGGUGCUGUUGGUGAGCCAGGACUUCCAGGGCCACCUGGUGCCCCAGGUUCUGUUGGUCCCAAAGGUAUGACAGGUUCUCCAGGCCCACAUGGUCCUCCAGGUCCUCCAGGCCUCCAGGGAUUUAGAGGUGAAGCAGGUCUCCCAGGUCCUAAAGGUGACAAAGGAGCUGCAGGACCACCUGGACCCAAAGGUGAUCAAGGUGAAAAAGGUCCUCGUGGUCUGACAGGUGAACAAGGAGCCAGAGGAUUGCCUGGUCUUGCAGGAGAACCAGGAGCUAAAGGUUCAGUAGGUCCAGCUGGUCCUGAUGGACUCCAAGGCCCAAGAGGUGAACAAGGUCUCAUGGGAUUGCCAGGAAUACGAGGCCCACCUGGACCCCCUGGAGAUUCAGGACAGCCAGGUCUCACAGGACCUCCAGGACCUCCAGGCCUUCCAGGCAACCCAGGUCAACCAGGAAUUAAAGGUGAACCUGGAGCUCCAGGCAGAAUUAUCAAUGGAGGGGAUUCCUCAACUAUUGCCCUUCCUGGCUCCCCAGGGCCUCCAGGCCCAGCUGGACCCCAAGGCCCACCAGGUGCCCCAGGUCCUGCUGGACCAGCUGGUCUCCCUGGACAGCAAGGUCCACGUGGUGAGGCAGGGAUCACAAGUGAAGCCUUUGUGGAAACUGUCAAAGCAGAAGUUGCAUCUCAAGUAUUGACAAGUGCAGGAGAACGAUUUGGGCUUCCCGGUCCUCCAGGCCCUCCUGGCCCCCCAGGUGCUUCUAUUCAGGGACCAGCUGGACCUCGCGGCCCUCCAGGAGAAGGGCUUCCCGGCCCACGGGGCCCACCAGGAGAACCAGGGUCUUUCGUGCCCACAUCAGAAACAUUCUUCGCAGGCCCACCUGGCCCACCAGGCCCACCAGGACCAAAGGGAGAACAGGGUGAACGAGGACCACGUGGAUUCACAGGUGAACCAGGUCAGCCUGGCCUUCCAGGAUACUCUUCAGGUGUGGAUAUUGGUAUGCAGGGACCUCCGGGCCCACCUGGACCCAAAGGAGACAAAGGUGACGCUGGCAUCCCAGGAGCUCCGGGCAUCCCUGGACUGGGUUAUGUAGAUGAAUAUUCAAGACAAGGUCAAGGUCUUCCUGGUCCUCCGGGCCCACCAGGUCCCCCAGGCCCUGUUGGAGGCUCAGCGCAAGAGGUUCAACAGUAUGUCGCCGAGUACCUGCAGAGUGACAGCAUGAGGCACUAUCUGAUUGGACCUCAGGGCCCACCGGGACCCCCAGGACAACCGGGAAUGAUCAUCACUGGUAGUGGAGACACCUUGGACUAUGCAGAGCUGGCCCAGCGGGUCAUGGCCUACAUACAAAGUUACAGCUACGAGUCCACUGCUUUGUCCACCUUAUUCAAAGCUUCCUUUUCUUAUGAAGAUCUCCUGGCCAUGCUGCAGAAAAAAGAAGUUCGCCAGUAUCUAAUUGGACUUCAGGGUUCCUCAGGAGAAAACAGUUUGGCAGUGUCCCUGGACUAUGAUGAUUUGGCCAGGCGGGUUAUCAACUACUUGACGAGCUCUGGGAUCAGCAUUGGGCUUCCUGGACCACCAGGCCCACCAGGGCCCCCAGGAUUGUCUGGCACCUCUUAUGAUGAGAUUGCGGCUUGGCUCCGAGACUCCAAGUUUAAUGGCAUCGUUGGACCUCCAGGCCCCCCAGGCCCUCCAGGACUUCAAGGGCCCGCAGGCCGCUCGGGCAGCUCACUCGAGGAAGUCGUCAGCUACCUACAAAGCAUAGGAUACACCUCCAAUUCUGGACUCCCGGGACCACCAGGACCUCCAGGACCCCCGGGUCCCCCGACUUUCUCUGGGACUGACAUCAUUUCCUACGCUAGUGUUGCUCAGAAUGAUGAAUUCAGGAGUGAGCUGAUCAAAUUUAUAACCAGUGACGGCAUUCGAAGCUACAUCUCCGGGCCUCCGGGGCCUCCGGGGCCGCGGGGACCACCUGGGCCAAAAGGAGAUAGCGGCAUCAUAGCUGGGUCUGUAUCUACAUCAUACAGGGGAUCCCUGGGCACUGAUGGAUCAUAUGGAGGAUCUUUGGGCACCGGUGGAGCAUACGGAGGAUCCCUGGGUACAGGUGGAUCCUAUGACGGGUCCCUGGCUGCCGGAGGAUCACGUAGCAGCUCGAUGGGCAGUGAUGGGUCAUAUGGCAGCUCAAUGGGUGGUGCUGGGUCAUACGGUGUCUCGAUGGGUGCUGAAGGAUCACAAGAAGGGUCCCUGAGAGCAGGAGGAUCGCAGGGAAUGUCGAGCUCAAGAAGGUACUACAGCGAGUCCUUCACUGGGCCACUGGAUUUCAACGAGCUGGCGCUGCGGGUGUCCGAGAGCAUCCACAGUCGAGGUCUCCUCCAGGACCUGAUGACUUACUCUGUGCAGGGGCCACCAGGCCCCCCGGGGCCACCUGGAGUCAGCAAGGUGUUUGCAUCCUAUGGCAACGUCACUGCAGACCUAAUGGACUUCUUCAGGACCUAUGGUACCAUCCCAGGCCCGCCUGGUGCAAAGGGAGACAUGGGUCACCCAGGUCCCAAAGGUGAACGUGGACCGAUGGGGCCUCCAGGACACCAGGGCCCAAGGGGACCAAAGGGCGAGAAAGGAGAGAAGGGAGAACAAGUCUACGUUGGCAGAAGGAAAAGGAGAAGCGUUGGGAGUCGGGGUCUGAAAUAAGCCCAUGGAUCACCAUUCCCUAGCGCAGCCACCUCUGCACCCCGAGUACUGAAUUAGCCUGACCCUUUCAUGGCUUACUGCUCGCACACCCUCCAAGCCUGGCCACUGACAACAUAGACUUGUGCCGUUUGAUGCAGCUGUUGUGAUUUGAAUGAACCUCAUUUAUACGUGCCCGGUGCUGGCCUGACCUGGGGGCGUCUGCUCCCAUGCAUUAAUCUCUGUGCUAAUCCCCCUGGAACGUCCGCACUGAGAAUUGUACCCGAACUCGUGGAUUUAUGCCUCUUAAGUCUGACUUUGUGCAUUGGUGCCAGCUACUGAAGCACAGUGAAAUCUGGUCCAACCAACCAGUCACGCAGUCAGGGGAACAGAAAAGCCCACAGUCCUGGAGAUUAAAAUCUACCAGGCAAGUGAGUUUUCUGAGCCAAGGCUGUUAAUCAGAGCUUGGGCUGGGGGGACUGGGAGGCGUUCAGGGAUCCUGGAGCAGGAUGUUCCAAUCCCUGAGACGCCCCCAGCGAUGGUUUCACUGUACUUCUGUCCCCACGAAGGACGGCAGGGCUGGGUCGGUCGGUCUCUUUUUUCUGUAGUAUUCUCUUGGUGCAUUUGGUCUAUAAGCAACCACAGCUGAAGACAGUGGCAGGGUAAGGAGCUCGUCCAAGCAUCUGAAGAAAGGCUGAAGCGCUCGAUCCCUCAUCUGGGAAGUCAGAUGGGCCCUCUAUCACCCAAUGGGAUGCAUAAUGCAUCCGGAAGAGAAGCUUUAGCACAGUCAGCUCUCAGACUUGGGUGACGCGGUGAGAGACAGGCCUUAUCUUGCCUGCACUAUACCCCACCUCACCCCCCCGGACUUGCGGUGGAAGGACCGUAAGCAUCUGAUUUUUGCCCACGUAUAAGCCCCGCACUGUCUUCUUUUAUCUACAUCCUUCCUUUUGGUGCACUUGAUUCGGUCGGUGAGAGGUCCCUUCCUGCGAUGCAGCGAUCCGUGUAACUGCCAACGGUUGACGUUGCAUCCUUCCCACGUAUCGGCUUCUGAGAGCGCUCGUACAGCAGCGCAGCGUACUAACGCACGCGCAGGGGGCAGGUGCCCACACGCUACACGGGCAACUUUAUCUGGCCACCCCCUUUUCAUUCUCAUCAUUAACAGCAUCGCCAAGACGUGAAGGGGAAUGGGGAACAAUUAGAGAUUCAGCACUUUUGUUAGACCUAAUUUGUAGACUUUUUUUUUUUUUGUAAAGGUAUUUUUAUAUGGUUCUUGUUUUAAUUUGGAAGAAACCCCCCCAAGUUUUAUAUUAUGAUCCUCAUUAAAAUGUUUUAACCAUG
Alligator mississippiensis (American alligator) is the source of this 6031-nucleotide messenger RNA. It is a transcript of the gene COL17A1, whose product is annotated as collagen type XVII alpha 1 chain. The record is from RefSeq and is a predicted model, not a curated record. Lineage: Eukaryota; Metazoa; Chordata; Crocodylia; Alligatoridae. The transcript is spliced from 57 exons. Bases 179 to 4717 code for a protein of 1512 amino acids.